Penicillium macrosclerotiorum is the source of this 1485-nucleotide messenger RNA. RefSeq names its product arylsulfotransferase family protein. The coding region runs from base 1 to 1485 and encodes 494 amino acids. The transcript has a single exon. NCBI's taxonomy places the organism in Eukaryota, Fungi, Ascomycota, Eurotiomycetes, Eurotiales, Aspergillaceae. The record is from RefSeq and is a predicted model, not a curated record.
AUGACUCCUUGGUGGUAUACCGCUAGUAGCACCCUACUGCUGAGCUCUUUGGGUGCUGCAGCAUGGCCCUACGCUUCAUAUAGUUCAAUCGACUUCCAGCCUCCAAAGCUGGAGGUCAAUACAACAGGCACCACUGAGCCUGGAUAUCUCUUUCUUGGUCCUCGCGGUAGCAUCCAGCCGGCAGGUACGGCUGCGCUGAUCUAUGAUAAUGAGGGCAACCUAGUCUACGAGGGACCAGAGGAAGUUACUGCUAAUUUCCGCGUCCAGCAACUCAAUGGCUCAGAUGUGAUCACUUUCUGGGCUGGUGACAUGAUGAGUCUGGGGUAUGGCUAUGGAACGGUCCAUAUCCUUGACAAUACUUACAAGGAGAUCCAUACCGUGACUCUCACCGGUCCCUUUGUCACACCGGACAACUCGAUUAAAGACUCGUAUAUCGAUUUACACGAGAGCCAUAUCACUCCGAGAAAUACCCUUCUCGUUACCGCCUACAACUUGACACAGCACGACUUGACUUCCCUUGGCGGUAACUCAUCAGAAUGGAUGCUCGACAGUCACUUCUAUGAGAUCGAUAUUUCCACCAAUCAGAUUCUCAAUUCAUGGAGUGCAUUGGAUCAUGAGGACCAAAUUCCGCUUACCUCCUCCCACCAGAAGCUUGGAAAAGAUGUCGGCACACAGGAUGCACCCUAUGAUGCUUAUCACAUCAAUGCUAUCACGCCCACGAACAAUGGCUAUCUAGUUUCGUUGCGUCACAUGUGGUCCGGUUACUAUUUGUUCCAAAACGGCACAAUCAUGUGGCAGGUCAGUGGUGAAGAUGGCGGUGACUUUGCGCAGGUUGGAAAUGCGAACUUUUCCUGGCAACACGACAUGCGCGUGUACAACGAGACAGACGAGGGCCUAGUUUUGAAUCUGUUCAACAAUGCCAACACCCCCACGGACACUGCGGAUCCCACCACAGGGGUCAGCCUGGCUAUUGACCUGGUCCAGAAGAAGGUCACUGGCCUGCGCUCCCUUAGUGAUCCCAAUGACCCAAUCCACUCUGUCAGCCAGGGCAGCUAUCAGUUGCUGAAUGAGGUGAACGGUCACGUCUUCAUGGACUAUGGUUCCAUCUCCAAAGUCAAGGAGUAUGACGGCGAUGGCAAUGUCGUUUUCAGCGCUCAAUUCGGCGAGGACAAUGCUGUAGCCUCAUACCGUGGCUAUCGUGCGCAGUGGAGUGCCGUUCCCUUCUGGAAGCCCUCGCUGAAUGUCACUCGCACCGCCUCUGGCGCUACAGUGUACAUGAGCUGGAACGGUGCGACCGAUUAUGAUAAUUGGGUUGUUUACUCGGCGACAUCAGAGACCUCGACCAACAACACUCAGAUCGGUGCUGCGAAGCGCAAUGGCUUCGAGACCAUUGUGACCCUGACUAGCCCGCCUAGCAACUAUAUUCAGGUUGUCGCCCGCCAGGGUAACAAUGUGCUUGGUACAUCCGAGAUUGUUUCGUUCUAG